This is a messenger RNA of Orbicella faveolata, 3505 nucleotides long. RefSeq lists its product as uncharacterized. Gene Ontology annotation, cellular component: plasma membrane. The record is from RefSeq and is a predicted model, not a curated record. Gene Ontology annotation, molecular function: protein binding; signaling receptor activity. Gene Ontology annotation, biological process: toll-like receptor signaling pathway; inflammatory response. Lineage: Eukaryota; Metazoa; Cnidaria; Anthozoa; Scleractinia; Merulinidae.
ACGAUGGGUGGAUACGUAGUUGUGUUGUUGACCGUUGUAGUUUGUUUAGCCCCGACUUCAACCUGUCAAAACGAAAGCAAGCUGCCGUGUCGGCUGAAUGCUAAGGGAUCAAGCAAUUUGAGUAAUGAAGAAAAAAAGGAAGCAGCUGUUCUCCAGCGGAAAUACGUAGAAUGUAUGCUGAUCAGCCAAGAGUCUGGGGUGAAGUUUACGUUUGACAUCAACUUGGCUCUAGAUGCGGCUGAAGUUGAUAACAAUACUUUAGUUGGUGUGAGUGUCACAUUUUCGUGCCCAUCAUCAAUUGAACUCGAUUUCAUCAACCCGCAAAACACUUCCAACAAAAAUAUUUUGCUAGUUCUGUUUUUCCGGGGCGCCUGCAAAGUUUGGACGCGAAACCUUGUCGCCUUUGCCAAGGCAACUGAUUUCCGAACGAUACGUUUGAAAGGAAAGAAUACGAAAUGGUCGAGUGUAUCCACCUUGACAAAUUUAACUCAUGGAAGUGAGAGUCUUUUGAGAGACUUCAGAGAAAUUACGUUUAUCACAGCUCUCAACAGUCUGCCUGAAAACAUCCCUCGUAUGCUCACUGAUACCAAGAACGUCUGGCCAAACAUGGCUGAAAUCUACUUUGAGGAUACGCCGAUUAAAGAGAUUCCAGAACAAUGGAAGAUUACAAUGCCUCUCUUGCAAGGGCUUUACUUGGUAAAGUGCAAUUUGACAAAACCUCCAGAAUUUCCUUGGAAUAACUCCACCCUAGAACUCUACCGUGAAUUGGGAAGAACAGACGAUUCCGAGCAAUAUUUCCCAGUUGAACUGCAAAGCAACCUUUAUGUCCGCGGACUGUAUCUAGGCUAUAACAACAUUGAGGACUUAACUUCUCAUGAGUUUCGCGGAUUCUUGCAUGUCCUAAGCCUUCGAGAAAACGGUUUAAAGGCAAUUGGAUCGUCAUGUUUUCGCAACUUAAAAGGAAUUCAAACGAUUGACCUCUUAAAAAAUAACUUGGCUUCGCUACCUCAAAAUCUGUUUCAAGGUUUACCUUCCUUGCUAAACAUUAUUCUUGGAUUCAACAACUUGACGGUCAUUCACCAAAAUAUAUUUAAAGGGCUGAGAAAGAUCAAGAGGAUUGCUCUAGACCGUAACAACCUACAUUCUAUUCCAACGGGUUGUUUAGUUCAUUAAGCACCCUGGAAGUGUUGCAUUUAUUUGGCAACAACAUUGCAAAAAUUGAGGACAACCCUUUCCCAAAAGAUUCUGCUUUGCAAGAGCUUUACUUCGGCAAGAACAGCCUGUCUUCCUUUCCUCCAUGGAUAUUUUUAUUGACAAAAAUUAAAUUAAUCGAUUUAUCGUUUAAUCAGUUAACGUUUGAAAAUCUUGACAAGGCGUUAGAUGAAUAUCCCAUACCGCUGAAUGACCCGAUUAAAAGCGGGAAACAGCUGAUAGUUCUCGAUUUGUCCAACAACAACAUCACCAAAUUAGUAGAUUACGAUGGACUGAACAGGAUAAAACAGGACGAGGAAAUCUCUCCUGUGCAGCCACCUCAAGCCAAAUAUACUUAUCUCUGGAAAGCAUACCUAAUCAAUUUGAGUGGAAAUCCGUUAGCUUGUGACUGCAUCAUGUCUGCUGUGGCACAAGAAAUUGAAAAAAUAUCGCAAAAAUAUCCUUUGAUAGAACCAUGGUUUAAAACCUGGCGAUGUCAUUGGCCACUCGAGCUAAAGGACAAAUCGAUUAAUAAGAGAAGAUCAAUGGGUGCGGAGAGAGACUGAGCUUGAAGAUCGCAAUUGCCCCACAGAAUGCACCUGCCGGAAACGCUGCUCCAAUGGAAUAAUAGUCGUUAAUUGCGCGGGAAAAAAUCUUGCAGAAGUACCAAACUUAAUGCCACGAGGUCUUAUUGAAUUGAACUUGAUGAGCAAUGACAUCCGGGAUAUUCCAGCAUUUCCUUAUUUGGAAAACGUGACUGUUCUGAAAAUGACAAACAACAAAGUUGAGCGGCUGAAGGCCUCCACUGUGGAGAAAUUAAAACGUGUCGAGAUUCUGCUCAUUGAUGCUAAUAACCUGACAACUCUACCCAGGGAAAUUGAAUCUCUGAAUUUUACAACGUUGGCGUUGGAGCAAAACUUGUUUAAAUGCGACUGUACGACUAAAUGGAUGAAGCACUGGCUGGUGAAGAAUAGACGUCGAAUACGAAACAUCGAAAAGGUGUUUUGUAACUCGGAGCAUGCUCUUGGCCGAGCAAUUUACAGUUUACCGGACGACGAGUUCAUCUGUGCUACCAUUAAGGAAAAGAACACAGGAAAGACAGUACCUAUAGGAACCAUAGCUGCCUGUACCCUUGGUGGUCUGCUAGCUUUAAUACUGAUUGUUGGUAUUGUUUUGUACAAAUAUUAUAGAGAAGUCAAAGUCUUCAUGUACACCCACUUCAACUGGCACCCGUUUGAUCGCAUUGAUGACUCGGAUCCAAAUAAGAUAUACGACGCCUUUAUAUCGUUCAGCGGGAAUGACUUCGACUGGGUGAAGACCACGUUACAAGAACGACUAGAAAAUCACGACCCCCCUUAUAAACUAUGCUUUCACCACCGCGACUUUCCAGUUGGCGAGCCAAUCGUGGAAAACAUUUUCAAAAGCGUGGAUCAAAGUAAACGCAUGUUAGUGGUGCUGUCUUCCAGCUACGCAAAGAGCGAUUGGUGUUUGAUGGAGUUUCGUGAAGCUCAUCGAAAAGUGUUGGAAGAUCGCAUGAAAUACCUGAUAGUUAUUCUGUUUGAUGAUGUGGACACGACAGAGCUGGAUGAGGAAUUUAAGUUGUACCUUCGAACCAACACGUAUUUGAGCGUUAGCGACAAGGGGUUCUGGCAAAAGCUGUAUUACGCGAUGCCUCCUCCUUCGUCGACGGAAUCAGUUGAGGAGAGAAGUUUCGAAAACGUUGCUUUAAGCGGGAACAUUGAUAGCUCUGCAGAAAUAUUACAACAAGAGGCGCUGGAGAUGGCCCAUAACACAGCGGACACCAUAGUACUUGUUGAACAGUAGAGCCGUCGCAUAUGCGUAAUGGCGGUGGACAAACCGAAAAGCCAAAUUAAAGAGAAAAUAGCGGCACUGAAAUUAGGCAUUCGAAGAACAAUAGAAAAGAGUAACUGCUUGUGUGAUUCAUAUUUCUUGAGGCGUAAGUGACUUUGAUUCAAAGGCCCUAUGGGCUGCCUCGUGUUACUUGUUGUAGAGUUUCGCCGGACAUGUGGCCGCAUUUGCCUUUCAAGAAUUGGACUAGUUUGCAAGAACCUUUUUCUGUAAUACAAGCGUACCCUAGAUAAAGUAAACGGAGAGCGCAUUUUCACUUUCGGUAUUUUUACAAAUAUUUAACCAUUAUUCGCCAAAGGCGAAGUGAACAUUGGUAAAUAUUCACAGAGACGAAGUCUUGGUGAAUAUUCAGUAAAGUUCACUGAGCCUGAGGCGAAUAAUUGUUUUAGUAUGAUUAUUAGACGUGAGUAUAAAGGACUACGAAAUAACGGACUAAAAUAUAAAA